UGUAUUAGCGCAAGGCAUUCUAGGUAAUUCAAAAUGGCUGCCGACGCCACGUUUAAACAGUCGUGCCAGAAAUCGCACGAUAACCUCUUUUUUGAUUACAUAGGAGAAAAUCCAAACUGGAAACCUGUAUCUUUAACACACGUAGAAUACCCUAAAGGCGACCUUGUCGGUCUAGUAUUAGCAUGGUGCAGUCUUAUGCCGAUUUUUAUCAUCGUUUCUUUAAUGACUCUUAUUGUAUUUCGUCGGGAACUACAUACGGUGACAAUGUUAGCUGGUCUGUGUAUAAAUGAAGCUGUCAAUAUGGUGGUGAAGCACACGCUAGCACAACCCCGGCCAUGUGCUGAUCACUUAUACCAACCCUCCACAUUUGGGAUGCCGUCUGAUCACUCGCAGUUCAUGGGAUUUUUUGCUGUUUAUAUGGUUCUGUUUAUUUACUGUAGAUUACAUUAUUCACAAUCCACAACAAUGUGGGACGACUUACUAGACAACCUGUGGAAGCAUGCUGUGGCUCUAGGAUCUAUUGCACUUUCAUUAGCAGUAGCAUUUAGUAGGGUGUACCUGCGAUAUCAUGACAUCAACCAAGUUGCUGCUGGCCUUCUGAUUGGUGGAGCUAUGGGUGUCGCCUGGUUUAUGUUUACGCAGACUGUCCUUACACCCUUAUUCCCUGUCAUAACAGCUUGGCCAGUCGCUGAGUACCUCAUGAUCCGUGACUCGACCCUGAUUCCCAGUGUCAUGUGGUUUGAGUACACACAGUCCCGGGUAGAAACAAGGAAACGUCAACGGCGAGGUUCUCACAACAGUUAUUACAAGUCACACACACAGUAACGAUGUUGUGCUGUAUGUUGUGCUGUAUGUGAGAGGUUGACAUGGAAACAAACCCAUCCCUCUUCACUAGGCAAGUGAAGAGGGAGAAUCAGUGCUUUGAUCAGGACCAGGAACUGGUAAUUACCAAUGACCUGGACACAGCUGCAAAAGUGCCCGCCAUAAAUAUAGUUUCAGUUUUAGUGAAACUAAUUGUAUACCCUCUUCUCCUCUAUGAAGCUAGAGUUAUUUUGGGUCAUAAUUGCUAGUGAGCCAGCACUGCUGUUAAAAACAGCCAGUGGUGUGGCCCAGCAAUGUUGGCGCUAUUUCUACCACAUCAUCUACUGUAGAGCUGGGGUAGUUGUGAAUUAGUUCGGCAAUAUUUCUUUUGUUUUGUGAUCAGCCAAGAGAAGCGCUGCCAGAAAUGUGAACCAAUGCUGGCUGGAUUCAUUUAACUAAAUAGUUUCAUUUAUACCUGUAAAAUAAUAUCCAUCACCAAAGUGAUGGAAUUUGUACCAUUUGACCUUAAUUGCUUCCAUGAUUACAUGCACAUUAUACACUUAAGGGAUUCUGAAUGGUCUGUGUAUAUUGUAGUCUGCUUAGCAGCCGCUUUAAUGCCAUGCACGCCUGCAUGACACUAAAAGGGGCUGCUAAGCAGACUAUGUAUAUUGUGGACAUACAAUAAAUUUUAAAUGACUUUCCAUGGAGUGCCUGACUUCCUACUUGAUUAUUGAAGGCAUAUCUAGAAAUACAAUUAUACACUGAGGAGGAUUCCAUUAUACUCCAGUGUUCACACAUUUUUUGAAUUUGUGGUCGUGAAGCUCAUGUCAAUCAGAUAGUACUGUACUCUACAUUUUUCACAUACUGAUUGGUUUGAAUUCAUUUACUCCACAAAACUGCCAAAGUGCAGGUAGCCUAACCAGCUUGCAUCUCACUAGAAUACUUUGGGUGUUCCAUGGUAGUCUAAAAGAUUCAUGAAUUCAGUGGCACAUCCAAGAUUUUCAAAGGUUGGCACAAUUAAUGAAAACUAUUUAAGACCUCAAUAAUUGUGGAAGGACAAGCAUAAUUUUGUUAAAGGUGGUUUCACUGUACCUUGUAUAAAGUAAUCACAGUUGAAACACUUUCUGAAUUUUGAGUCUCAAAGCUAAUGAGCCAGCAUUAUAAAGAUUUUUAAAAAAGGAGCCCCUUUUCUCUGCAGUUAGGGACAAACCACUGGUAUUUAGCCAGGGGAGUAGCUGAUUCCCCAAAAAAAUUCGAGCAAGGCCCAGGCCCUUAAAAAAAUUAAGCAACCAAAGACUGGCAGACAAAAAUACCACAAUUUUGUUGGGAAAAUCGAACAGCAAAACUGUCUGGGGAAGAAAAAUUCGAGCAAAAAAAGCCACUCCCCCGUCACAUAUAAAAUGGUCGAUCCCUUAGCAAGAAUAACUCUAGUACCAGAGCCCCUACACACAGAUGUCAUAGCAAGGACUGGCGCAGGGGGGUGGGACUGAAGAUAAAUUAUAAGACCAAGAUCUAGAACAUAAGCUUUGUGAUAAGGCAAAUUAUGCCAGGAGAUGGUGGUAUGACGAUAGGCAGGAGCGGACCUGGGAUUUCUCAAAAGGGGGGGGGAGAGGUCACUGACCUGAAUGAGGGUGUUCCAAUAUUUAAAACAUAUUUUGGAACAUAGGUCAAUUAGUGGAGUUUAUCUGUCAUGCAUUUUGUCUUCUAAAAUUUCUGUCUGAAGGAGAGGUUGGGGUGUUUGUCACCAACACCACCACCCUGGAAUCCCAUCUCCCAUGCUGCCCCUUGAAUUCUUUCCUUUAUGAAAGCUGAAAAUGAUUAUUCUGGAAGUUUGUGAGAUGACAAGGGGGGAUUAUCCUUCCCUUCCCCUCCCCCUCCCCUUCUGACUCCAAAUUUACCAUGAUUAAUGUUUUCUAUAUUGGUGCACCACAAUCCCUUCCUGCAUUUUUGUAAAACCCUGGAUCUUCCUCUGUUCUAUCUUGAUAAUCUUAGAUUUGAAUCUGAACCAAUCAACUUGUGUUGUUACUUGGUUACAAGAGCCCAUUUAGCAAUAUAUAGACUGAGUAAAACAGAGCAAUUUAUUCUUUGAUGAGAACUAUCUUGAUUGCUGCAUUAGGUUGUCUCCCACGCAGUUAUUCUGCCCUCUGUCACCCAAUGCACUGGAGCUCAUUGUGUGACAGAGUUCACUUGAGUUCAUUGCGUGACAGAAUUCACAUGAUCUCAUAGCGUGACAGAGUUCACUUGAGUUCAUUGUGUGACAGAGUUCACUUGAGCUCAUUGUGUGACAGAGUUCACUUGAGCUCAUUGCGUGACAAAGCUCAGAUUGACUGCAUCAGAGACUAUGGCCUAGGUUAAUAAGACAAUCAUUGAUUGAUUGCAUCAGAGACUAUGCAUUAGAUGAAUAAGAGAAAAUUAUUAAUGAAUCAACACCAAAAUGUGAACCACAGUAAAUUGAAUUUAUACUGUUUAACUUGUAAUCCUUCCUGGUUAUAAUUUUAGUUUGUCCUUCUGCAAUAUCAAAUCCUGGGUUGGUUGGAAAUGACGAUUUGGGAGAAAUUCCUUAUUUACUGUGAUUUUCAUUAUUCUGCUAACUCUUAUAAUCUUUCAAUUUGACAUUUGAUGCAUUUUAAUUGGUCAGCAAUUCGCAGACUGGCAUAAUUGAAAACUAUUUCAGUACUGGCCAAUAAAAAUGCUUCAAAGAUUUUGAAUGGAAUUCAUAUCAUUGUUGAAAGUUCUCAGAAUACUGAAAACCGCAGGAACUUCUUAUAUAUAGCUGGUGCAAACCAGCAAAUAUGAUCACAGAAAAUUAUUAUUGAUGAAAUCACCACCAAUAGUAUAAUGCAUGUAUCCCAUUGAUGCUAUACACCUAUUUCAAAAAAGAAAAUGGAACAAAGUUUGGCCAAUAAUAAUGUUUCCUUGUAUUUAAAAUUCGUUCAUUCAUUACAAGGACCUCGCUACAAACUUAAUUUAGCAUCACUGGAUGUCAUUAACAGAUACAAGACUUGUUUUCCCUAAUGUAGCCUUACUGAAUGUCAUUAACAGAUACAAGACUUGUUUUCCCUAAUGUAGCCUCACUGGAUGUCAUUAACAGAUACAAGACUUGUUUUCCCUAAUGUAGCCUCACUGAAUGUCAUUAACAGGUACAAGACUUGUUUUCCCUAAUGUAGCCUCACUGGAUGUCAUUAACAGAUACAAGACUUGUUUUCCUUAACCAGUGGUGUUUGGCAUUCAUCAUUUUCCAUUUUCUUAUAGUCAAGCUCAAUUGAAAUAGGUGUAUAUAGGUACUAAAUACGUAUAGCAUACAUGGAGUACUAUGUAAUAUUUAGUUAGACUUUCAGAAUUGCGAAAGAGAAAAAAAAGAAUAAUAAAAGCAAAAAUUACAGUUUACCACGAAUGUAGUAAUACUUCUUUGAAGCAAACAAGAAAAUGUGAAUAAAAGUUGAAAUGUGAGAA
Nematostella vectensis (starlet sea anemone) is the source of this 4254-nucleotide messenger RNA. Its product is annotated as dolichyldiphosphatase 1. Gene Ontology annotation, cellular component: intracellular membrane-bounded organelle; endoplasmic reticulum membrane. Gene Ontology annotation, molecular function: dolichyldiphosphatase activity. The coding region runs from base 34 to 825 and encodes 263 amino acids. The transcript is spliced from 7 exons. The record is from RefSeq and is a predicted model, not a curated record. NCBI's taxonomy places the organism in Eukaryota, Metazoa, Cnidaria, Anthozoa, Actiniaria, Edwardsiidae. Gene Ontology annotation, biological process: protein N-linked glycosylation; lipid biosynthetic process.